UGCUAUGAUAGGUAGGCGACUUCAUUUAUGAGGGUUUCCUUGUGUGCCCUGCCGCCGCCGCCGACGCUCCCCUAUCCACUCCUCUGCUAUCAACUCUCUAUCUCUCUCACACGAUCGAUCCGUCCAUAUCGCUCGGUGAGACCGCCUUCCUUCUCGAGGAGAAAUGCAGAGAGCACUCCAAUCAUUACGAUUGCAUGGAAAUGUUAUUAAAAAUGCUAUGCUCCAACAUAUUCGUGUCAUGAACCCAGCCACGCUACCUACUGUGUUUUCACGUUUUGAGUCAGUUUCUUCUGCUCGAUUGGAAGAGCAUGGAUUUGAAAGCACCACCAUCCGAGAUAUUAUGAAAGCUAAAGGCAAGAGUGCUGAUGGUUCCUGGCUGUGGUGCACAACUGAUGACACUGUUUAUGAUGCUGUGAAGUCGAUGACACAACACAAUGUCGGAGCUUUAGUGGUGGUGAAAUCUGGAGAAGACAAGGCAAUUGCUGGGAUUGUCACUGAGAGAGAUUAUCUCCGGAAGAUCAUUAUCCAGGGCAGAUCGUCCAAAUCAACUAAAGUUGGAGACAUCAUGACUGAGGAGAACAAAUUGAUCACUGUGACACCAGAUACCAAAGUUCUGCGGGCAAUGCAACUUAUGACAGAUAACCGCAUCAGGCACAUCCCUGUGAUUGACAACAACGGUAUGAUCGGCAUGGUCUCCAUCGGUGAUGUUGUUCGAGCCGUGGUGAGCGAGCAUCGCGAGGAGCUGAACCGUCUCAAUGCAUAUAUCCAAGGGGGUUAUUAGAAGUCUUUUCUAGGAUCUAAUAAUGCUCAAUGAUGAUGGCGAAGAAGAUGGUUUUGAGCAGUAGGCGUCGGGACCUUAUGCUACUUGUUAAGCAUGUGUGUACAUAUAUGUCGUGCUUUGCUUGCGCGUGUGUUGGUCUUUGCUAACUGGAUAAACCUUCUUAUCCACUCUAUCCAGUGAAGUUUAUGGGUAAGCUCGUUGGAUCUUUUGUGCU
Messenger RNA from Musa acuminata AAA Group (dessert banana), 995 nucleotides. RefSeq names its product CBS domain-containing protein CBSX3, mitochondrial. Lineage: Eukaryota; Viridiplantae; Streptophyta; Magnoliopsida; Zingiberales; Musaceae. The record is from RefSeq and is a predicted model, not a curated record. The transcript is spliced from 6 exons. Bases 164 to 781 code for a protein of 205 amino acids.